Molecule: messenger RNA, 3087 nt
Organism: Diplodia corticola
Lineage: Eukaryota; Fungi; Ascomycota; Dothideomycetes; Botryosphaeriales; Botryosphaeriaceae
Product: small s protein
Exons: 3
Coding region: 1-3087 (1028 amino acids)
Source: RefSeq, a predicted model, not a curated record
AUGGAUCCGAUAACAGUUCUCAACCUUGCUGGGAACGUGGCACAGUUCAUCGACCUUGGCUGCAAGAUGUAUUCGAUGGGCAGUGAGCUCUAUCGCUCCGCUUCGGGACAUUUAGUCGAAGACGCUCAGCUGCAAUCCGCCUGCGAAUCGUUGGAGCUUCUUACGAGCCAGAAAGUGUCUACAAUCUCCAUCGGCGCUCCGACAGGCCAGCAAGUGCUUUCAGAAGCAGAGCAAGAACUUCUCAAAAUCGCUGGCGAAUGUCAGACAUUAACGAAAGAGCUUCAGCAAGUAUUCGCCCCGCUUAAGGUCGAAGAAGGGAAGACCGAGAAUUCACAUGUAUCGAAGACUUUUGCCAGAACAAGCACAAGCACCAUCCAAAAACGACUACGAGUUGUGCGGACUGUGUUGCGAAGGUUGAAAAAGUCUGGUGAAAUUGACCAGCUCUCGAAAAGGCUCGACGGUUUGAGAAGCAGACUGGCAACCUGCCUGCUAUAUCUGGUCCAUGACGAACAGUCAACCACCCACGUCUCCCUUCAAGCCAUGGCCGCCGACCAACGCAACCGCCAGACACACACAAUGACCGAGAUCCAACACCUCAACGCCCAGAACCUCGAGAUCCUCCAGCAGCUCACAAGCCUCCAACGAGCCACCUCAAGCAUGGCAAAGACCCUCAGCCGCACCCCACCACAUCAUCCCCGGCGCCUCCCGCGCGGCGACCCAGGAAGAUCCCAAGCCCAAGCCCAAGCCCAAGCCGGCCUCGACAAAAUCUCCUCCCAGCUCCUCGCCUGGAUCCAGCAAAGCGAAGAAACAGCCGCCCACCAACGCCUCCUCCGCAGCCUCCACCACCCCUCGCUCGCGACCCGCCACGCCGCCAUCCCGGACGCCCAGGCCCACACCUUCGAAUGGGUCUUUUCCGCACCCCCAUCCUCCCCCAACUCCUCACCCAACCCCCCCACCACCUUCCCCGCCUGGCUCGCCCACCCCCACCCCACCGCCCCCUUCUGGAUCGCCGGCAAGCCCGGCUCCGGCAAAUCCACCCUCAUGAAGUUCCUCCACAACCACCCCCAAACCGCCGCGGGGCUCCGCGCGUGGGCGAGGAGCGGCGAUGCGCACACCAAAACCGACAACACCAACGACGACAACGACGAAAACGUCCCCACCAUCAUCACAGCCGCCUUCUUCUUCACCAAAGCAGGCAGCUCGCCGCUGCAGCGCUCGCCGGAGGGCCUGCUGCGCGCGCUGCUGAGCGAGGUACUGUUGAGCGCGCGGGGAGAGCUCGGCGCGCGGCUGGCGCGCGUCGCGUUUCCGGAGCGGUGGGAGGAGGCGCUUAUAGCUGGGUCGGCGACGGCGACGGCGAUGUGGACCUGGACGCGGGAGGAGUUGCUGGAGGGGUGGCGGCGGGUGGGGAGGGCCAGUGGCGUCUUUCUGUGGGUGCAUCUGGUGGUGAAUUCGCUUUUGGAUGGACUGCGGAAUGAGGACCGGUUGUCGGACCUGGAGAGGAGGCUUCGGCUCCUGCCGAUAAGUCUCGAGGAGUACUUCCUGCAUAUGUGGAACAACCUUGGAGACGCGUACCAGCAACAGGCUGCCAGAACGCUCUGCGUCGCCCUGGCAGCGGACAGGCCGCUCACUCUGAUGACGUACUCGAUGUUGGAUGAGGAGGAAGAUGGGUUUUCCAUCAAAUGGGAGCCGCGGCCAAUGACUCAAGACGAGCUGAUCCAUCGCCAUCAAGUCAUACAAAAGAGACUGAACGCAAGAUGCAAGGAUUUGCUCGAGGUGAAAGCGUGUUGGACCGGCAAGCAAACAUUCCCACCAAGAAGCCAGCGGAGUCCAGAGAACGAGGCGAGCGCCCGUGAGUUCUUUGCCUACCGCGUCGAGCUCCUGCACCGCACCGUGGUCGAGUUUCUCACCUCUGACGAGAUGCAGGAGCGACUCCGUGCUCAGCUUCCAGCAGAUUUCAAUCCUUGGAAGCAGCUGUGUCACGCCUACCUGGGCCAGAUCAAGAGGGUAUCCACCACGCCGCGAAACGUAUUCCACAACGGUCCAAUGUCGAGCCUGGUCGAGGACCUCGUCGAUUGCGUCCGUAAAAUCGCAACCGGACCCGAGCAUCGUCAGGAACAUAUCCAGCUUAUGCUGGAACUGAGAAAAGUCAUGGGCGAAUGUGAGGAUGAAACGGCCACAAAGGCGAGCGUUCUGCUACUUCCGGCUCUUGGAGCAGAACAGAACUCGACCGGCUCAUUGGAGCUCGACUUCCUGGUAUACUGCGUUCGGAAGGGGCUCAUUGUUUUUGUCCAAGACCAGCUCCAGCACGAGUUCCGCUCGAUAACACCUCAGGACUGUUCUCUGCUCAUCCGAGCUUCGCUCCAUCUGUCAGAAUCAUCGUCAAGUACGGGCAUACCAGAUCCAGCUAUGCUGCUGUUGCUCCUCGAACACGUGGACCCAAGCCAGAGAACUUCAUUACAGGCCAUCUGGAACGAAUUCCUGUCGGAAGCUGCCAGUCGAUGGGAAGAGUAUCUGAUAUCCACUCGCAUAGUCACCAGCCAGAUCAUCAACAUCCUCCUCGACGCCGGACUUGACGGUGUCGAACCAGGCACCUCACAAAUCCUGCCCUGGCCCGACGUCCUCCUCAUGUCAAGAAGCAACUGGACAUCCGGCUCAGAGCGGCUUUGCGAACUUAUCUGCAGCGCUAUAGACAAACUGCUCUCGAGAGGGACUGACGUCAAUGCCGUGUACAAAGAUGGCACGCUGUGGGAACACUUCGUCGGAAAUAUGGCCGACCGAUCAAUCGACGUACAGAUCCGGCGUCGUCUGCACGGCAGCCUUCGUGUUUUCGUUGAGCGAGGGGCAGACAGUAAGAUUCGCUGGCGGAGAGACGGGAUUGGUGCGGCAUGUCAAGGUGAAGUCGUUGAGCUUCUUCUGAAGGUUUACUCCGACGCGGAACUUGCGCAAAUUGGGUUGUGCAGAGAAAACAGGUCGGCCCGAGGAGCUGGAAGGCUGGGGGAUUCGGAGCCGCGGAAGAGUGGCGGAUUUGGGUUAGCCGGGUCCAUGUGGUCUGCGUGGAGCACAUGGUUCGGGCCGCAUGCGGCGUAG